AUGAACGGAUCCAACAUUACAGAAUUAGUCUUGCUGGGCUUCUCCUGCUCCCGCACUGCCCAACUCUUCAUUUUCACCCUGGUCUUGGCCUGCUACACCACCAUCCUUCUGACCAACCUCCUGGUCAUGGUAACUGUGUGGUUUGAGCCCCAGCUCUUCCAAAGCCCCAUGUAUUUCUUCCUCGCCAAUCUGUCACUCAUCGAUAUCUGUUUGGGCUCAGUGGCAGCCCCAAAGCUGCUGACCAAUCUGUUGAACAAUGACCAUGCCAUUUCCAAUGGGGGAUGUAUGGCCCAGAUAUUUGGUGUCCACCUCUUUGGGAGUGCAGAAAUGUUCCUCCUCACCGUUAUGGCCUAUGAUCGUUACAUGGCCAUCUGCUGCCCUCUAAGGUACACAGCCAUUAUAGAUCAGCAACACUACCUUGGUCUCCUCAUACUUUGCUGGAUCGGAGCCUUUAUUCAUUCCACUUUCCAGAUGGCAGUGAUCACCCAGCUCCCAUUAUGUGGGUCCAAUGUGUUGGACAAUUUCUUGUGUGACAUCCCACAGUUGAUCAAGCUGGCCUGUUCAGACAUGUAUGUUGCUGAGAUCCUCAUGUUGUUCAAUGUCAGUUUGAUAGCUCUCCCCUGCUUUCUGAGCUUGCUGGCUUCAUACCUCACCAUCCUUGCUACCCUUUAUGGCCAUUUUGGGAAAAGUGGGAGGAAGGUCUUGGCCACCUGCAGCUCCCACCUGACAGUAGUUGGCCUGUUCUAUAUUCCAGUUGUCUUUGUGUAUCUCAAGCCCUUCUCCACCUCCCAGCUGGACAAGAUGGCAUCUGUAUUCUACAUGAUGGUCACACCUGCACUCAAUCCCUUAAUUUACACCCUGAGGAACCAAGAAAUGAAACAAGCCUUGGGGAAGUUGAAAAGCAAGGGCAAACGCUUUCUGCUGCCUCAGAGGAAGAACAUGUGGAAAUUUCCUUUCUGUAUGCACACCAGAACUACUGUUGUGCAUAUGACUCCUAAGGUUCAUGCAUUUUAG
Messenger RNA from Hemicordylus capensis (graceful crag lizard), 1014 nucleotides. RefSeq names its product olfactory receptor 4Q3-like. The record is from RefSeq and is a predicted model, not a curated record. Gene Ontology annotation, molecular function: olfactory receptor activity; G protein-coupled receptor activity. Bases 1 to 1014 code for a protein of 337 amino acids. Gene Ontology annotation, biological process: G protein-coupled receptor signaling pathway. Gene Ontology annotation, cellular component: membrane. Lineage: Eukaryota; Metazoa; Chordata; Lepidosauria; Squamata; Cordylidae. The transcript has a single exon.